Lotus japonicus is the source of this 2886-nucleotide messenger RNA. RefSeq names its product pentatricopeptide repeat-containing protein At5g27110-like. NCBI's taxonomy places the organism in Eukaryota, Viridiplantae, Streptophyta, Magnoliopsida, Fabales, Fabaceae. The transcript has a single exon. Gene Ontology annotation, biological process: RNA modification. Gene Ontology annotation, molecular function: RNA binding; protein binding. Bases 348 to 2660 code for a protein of 770 amino acids. The record is from RefSeq and is a predicted model, not a curated record.
UCCCUCGCAAAAGAUUUAUGUCGUUAAGUGCCGGAAGGAAUCUCAAAUUCUUUGGGUCCUCAAUGGAAGUAAGUAACUCUGCACAAUUUACCCCACAAAUAAUUUCUUAUACUCCCAGUUCCAAACGAGAAAAAAAGCCUUCACACAACGCAUUAAUCUAUGAAAUGAACGAAUUUCUGUUAACUUCGAACGCUUGGAAGCCACAAAACCACUUGCCAUGCUCUUAAAAUAUCAUCAUUUCAAGUAUACUAAUACUUUUUUUUAAUUAAAAUGUUUUUUAACACCAUAUCAUAUGACACCAUUUUAAGGAUAAGAGAGAAACAGAGACAGUCCAAAACAGUUGCAGCAUGAGCAUCAUCAUUCCACACUGCGUGCACCAACCUUGUCAUCGCUCUCAUGCUCCCACAAACGAAGCAAUCACGCUUCCUCACCAUUCAUUCCACUCUACGCCAAUUCUCUCUGUGCCUUACACUCCAACGCUUUCAAAGAACCCUCUUCGAAGCAGAUUGACCAAACCUCUAGCACUUGCAGCUCCUGAAACCCAUGAUGAACAACCCAACAUUCGACCCUUAAUUCACCUCUUAAAGACCUGUGAGGAAAAAAGGUAUCUUAAAGAAGCAAAAUCAAUUCAUGGGCAUGUCUUAAAAUCGGGUUUUGGAGGCAAGGACUUGUUGGUGUUUUUGAAUAAUGCAGUUCAUGUUUACUCCAAAUGCUUGGACUACAAUUCUGCACGUAAAGUGUUUGAUGGAAUGUCCCAGAGGAACGUGUUUACUUGGACUGUUAUGGUUGUCGCGUCCAAUGAGCAUGGUUACUACCACGAUGGGGUGGAGCUUUUUAGCAUGAUGUUGGAGCAAGGUGUGUUGAUUGAUGGCUUUGUCCUCUCUGCUGUUUUGCAGUCUUGUGUUGGGUUGAAUUCGAUUGAGAUGGGUGAGAUGGUGCAUGCCCAAGUUGUUGUUAGAGGUCUUCUGAUGCAUGCGGUUGUUGGGACAUCUCUUCUUAACUUGUAUGCAAAGAUAGGAAAGAGUGAGAGUUCAGUUAAGGUGUUCAACAGCAUGGCAGAGGUUAAUGAAAUCUCUUGGAAUGCAAUGAUUUCAGGGUUUACCUCUAAUGGCCUGCACCUACAAGCAUUUGAGUGUUUUAUCAACAUGGUUGAAGGAGGGGUCAUACCUACUAACUCCACCUUUCUUAGUGUUUCCAAGGCUGUUGGGCAGUUAGGUGACAUUAACAAGUGUCAUGAAGUUCAUAGGUAUGCUUCUGAAUUGGGAUUGGAUUGCAAUACUUCGGUUGGAACGGCUCUGAUCGAUAUGUGCUCUAAGUGUGGGGCUCUGUCUGAGGCGCGAGUUAUUUUCCACUCGAAGUUUGCGGGGUGUUUGGUUAACAUACCUUGGAAUGCAAUGAUAACAGGUUGUUCACAUGCUGGUUCUCACCUAGAAGCUUUGGAGCUGUUCACAAGAAUGUGCAACAAUGAUAUCAAACCAGAUGUGUACACAUUCUGUUGCGUGUUCAACUCGAUUGCUGCUUUGAAGUGUCUCAAAUCCUUAAAGGAGACUCAUGGGAUGGCUUUGAAAUGUGGAUUUGAUGCGAUGAAAAUUAGCGCAUCGAAUGCUCUUGCUGAUGCAUAUGCAAAAUGUGAGUCACUUGAAGCUGUAGAGAAGGUAUUUAAUAGAAUGGAAGCGAAAGAUAUAGUAUCUUGGACAACCAUGGUGACUGCAUAUUGUCAAUAUUCUGAGUGGGGAAAAGCCUUGGCCAUCUUCUCACAAAUGUGCAAUGAAGGUUUUGCACCCAAUCAUUUUACUUUUUCUAGUGUGAUUACUGCAUGUGGUGGUCUUUGCUCACUAGAACAUGGCCAGCAAAUUCAUGGUUUGAUAUGCAAGGCCAGAUUGGACACUGACUCAUGCAUAGAAAGUGCUCUGAUUGACAUGUACGCCAAAUGCGGCAAUCUGAUGGAGGCAAAGAAGAUUUUCGAAAGGAUAUCUAACCCGGACGUUGUAACUUGGACUGCCAUAAUUUCCACUUAUGCUCAACAUGGUCUUGUUGAAGAUGCUCUUGAGCUCUUUAGGAAGAUGGAACAAUCAGCUGCGAAGGUCAAUGCCGUUACAUUAUUAUGUGUCCUUUUUGCCUGUAGCCAUGGAGGAAUGGUGGAGGAUGGGAUGAAAAUUUUCCAUCAAAUGGAGGACACCUAUGGUGUGGUACCGGAAAUGGAGCAUUACGCAUGUGUUGUUGAUCUCUUAGGUCGUGUCGGCCGCAUGGAUGAAGCAGUGGAGUUUAUCUACAAGAUGCCGAUUGAGCCAAAUGAAAUGGUUUGGCAGACAUUGUUAGGAGCAUGUAGGAUUCAUGGAAAUGCCGAGUUGGGGAAGAUUGCUGCUCAAAAGAUUCUAUCAACUCGGCCUGAAUAUUCCUCUACUUAUGUUCUUUUGUCCAACACUUACAAAGAAUCAGGACGACAUGAAGAUGGUAUUAGUUUGAGAGAUACCAUGAAAGAACGAGGCAUUAGAAAGGAACCAGGAUAUAGCUGGAUUUCAGUUGGAGGUGAGGUUCAUAAGUUUUAUGCUGGAGAUAAAAAACAUGCCCAGAAAGAUAAAAUCUACUCUACUUUAGAAGAGUUGAAGAGGAAUAUUAAGUACUUGAGCCAUGAACCUGAAUUCAGUUUUAUACUAUAACAUAAGUGAACUUGUUGAUCAAAAUAGUCCUUAAACAAGAAGGAAAAUAAACAAGGGGAGAGAUGGGGCAUCUUGGUUGGUUAAUGUUUAACCAUACAGCUCAUCAAGGAUUUUCAACUUAGUGCAUGUUUGGAAGCCCUUCUAUAGUUGAUUCUGAAGCCAGAAUCAAUUCCGUGGAGAAACUUCUAUCAGUAGCUUAUGGGUUUUAAAAUUGAUUCUUAUGAAA